AUGCCAAUUUGUGAGAAACGCUGCCAACAGGAAUAUGAUGGGCCGAUCAUGUAUGAUAACACUUGUCAUAGAACUAGACAGAGAAAAAGACUCUACACCUUUCCUCAACCUUCGACACCUACCCUCAACCUCCGAUACCUACCCUCAACCUCUGACACUACUCCCAACCUUCGACACCUACCCUCAACCGCCGAUACCUACACUCAACCCCCGACACCUUUCCUCAACCUCCGACACCUACCCUCAACCUCAGACACUACUCCCAACCUUCGACACCUACCAUCAACCUCCGACACCUACCCUCAACCUCCGAUACCUACACUCAACCCCGACACCUUUCCUCAACCUCCGACACCUACCCUCAACCUAGAACACCUACCCUCAAUCUCCGACACAUACCCUCAACCUCCGACACCUACCUUCAAUCUCCGAUACCUACCCAUACUCCGAUACCUACCUCAACCUCCGACACCUAUCCUCAACCUCCGAUACCUACCCUCAACCUCCGACACCUGCCCUCAACCUCCGACACCUACCAUCAACCUCCGAUACCUACCCUCAACCUCAGACACAUACCCUCAACCUCCGAUACCUAACCUCCGACACUUACCCUCAACCUCCGACACCUACCCUCAACCUCCGACACUACAACCAACCUCCGACACCUACCCUCAACCUUCGACACUACUCCCAAACUCCGACACCUACCCUCAACCUUUGACACCUACCCUCAACCUUCGACACCUACCCUUAACCUCCGAUACCUACCCUCAACCUCAGACACCUUUCCUCAACCUUCGACACCUACCCUCAACCUCCGAUACCUACCCUCAACCUCUGACACUACUCCCAACCUUCGACACCUACCCUCAACCUCCGAUACCUACACUCAACCCCCGACACCUUUCCUCAACCUCCGACACCUACCCUCAACCUCAGACACUACUCCCAACCUUCGAUACCUACCAUCAACCUCCGACACCUACCCUCAACCUCCGAUACCUACACUCAACCCCGACACCUUUCCUCAACCUCCGACACCUACCCUCAACCUCCGACACUACUCCCAACCUUCGACACCUACCCUCAACCUCCGACACAUACCCUCAACCUAGAACACCUACCAUCAACCUCCGAUACCUACCCUCAAUCUCCGACACAUACCCUCAACCUCCGACACUACUCCCAACCUCCGAUACCUACCCUCAAUCUCCGACACAUACCCUCAACCUCCGACACUACUCCCAACCUCCGACACCUACCUUCAAUCUCCGAUACCUACCCAUACUCCGAUACCUACCUCAACCUCCGACACCUAUCCUCAACCUCCGAUACCUACCCUCAACCUCCGACAGUACUCCCAACUUCCGACACCUACCCUCAACCUCCGACACUACUCCCAACCUCCGACACCUACCCUCAACCUUCGAUACUACUCCCAACCUCCAACACCUACCCUCAUCCUUCGACACCUACCCUCAACCUCCGAUACCUGCCUCAACCUCUACACAUACCUCAACCUCCGACACAUACCCUUAA
Molecule: messenger RNA, 1539 nt
Organism: Ylistrum balloti
Lineage: Eukaryota; Metazoa; Mollusca; Bivalvia; Pectinida; Pectinidae
Exons: 2
Coding region: 1-1539 (512 amino acids)
Source: RefSeq, a predicted model, not a curated record